Molecule: messenger RNA, 2339 nt
Organism: Asterias rubens (European starfish)
Lineage: Eukaryota; Metazoa; Echinodermata; Asteroidea; Forcipulatida; Asteriidae
Product: general transcription factor IIH subunit 2-like
Exons: 16
Coding region: 143-1363 (406 amino acids)
Biological process (GO): regulation of transcription by RNA polymerase II; nucleotide-excision repair; DNA-templated transcription
Cellular component (GO): transcription factor TFIIH core complex; transcription factor TFIIH holo complex
Molecular function (GO): zinc ion binding
Source: RefSeq, a predicted model, not a curated record
GUAAAGAUGGCGGCGCCCUUGUGCUAAAUCUUGUUGUGCGUGCUGUGUACACAGACUUCGUAAGCCUCAACAUUGUGUUUAUUUUGCCUUUUUAAAGCAGUCAAGAGCAGUGUGUUUUUCCUGUUUAUUCAGGAAAUUAACAAUGGCUGACGAGGAACAAGAAAAGACGUACACCUGGGAGGGAGACUAUGAGAAAACCUGGGAGGCACUUCGUGAGGAUGAACAUGGUUCCCUUCAGACGACGGUGGAUGACAUCAUACUGAGAGCUAAACGGAAACGUUUGGCAGACAGACCACCCAAUAUCCGUCUAGGAAUGAUGAGGCACCUCUUUGUGGUGCUUGACAUGUCUAGAUCUAUGGAAGACCCAGACUUCAGACCAAGUCGACUCCGUUGUUCAAUCAAGUUGUUGGAGACGUUUAUUGAGGAAUACUUUGACCAAAAUCCAAUCAGCCAGAUCGGUCUGAUUACGACCAGCAAUAUGAGAGCAGAGAAACUAACAGACCUUGGAGGAAAUCCUAAGCGUCAUGUUGCAGCUUUGGAGAAAUGCAAAGACAAACCAUGCUCCAAGGAACCGUCUCUUCAGAAUGCUCUAGAUUUGGCCGCUUCAUCCCUCAGACAUAUGCCUGGUCAUGCAAGCCGUGAGAUUCUUGUCAUCUUAGGAAGCUUAGUGACUUGCGAUCCUGGAGACAUUCAUCAAACUAUCAAGGUGAUGAAGGAGUUAAACAUUCGCUGCUCUGUGAUUGGUCUCGCAGCCGAGGUCAGAAUUUGUCGCAAGCUCUGCACAGUGACCCAAGGAACUUACGGAGUACCGGUGGACGAGAGUCACUAUAGAGACUUACUUAAAGAACACACCAAUCCCCCUCCUGCCACCGUGAAUACCGAACCAGCACCGAUUCGAAUGGGAUUUCCUCAGCAUGUUCUACACACUGAAAAGGACAAAAUGGAAAAACCUUCAAUGUGCAUGUGUCAUCUUGAUGUCAAAGGUCAUGUAGGCUUCGGCUCAAGCGGUUAUUUCUGCCCUCAAUGUCGAAGCAAGUACUGCGAACUGCCGGUGGAGUGCAAAGUCUGUGCUCUGACGCUAGUCUCUGCUCCUCAUCUGGCUCGUUCUUUCCAUCAUCUCUUCCCUCUUGGAGACUUCUUGGAAGUUCAACGAGAGACGCUCAACUCGGAAGAGAACUUAUUCUGUUUUUCGUGUCAACGUGAACUCAAGGAAGCCACGGUUUUCCAGUGCUCCACCUGUCUUCAUACCUUCUGUCUGGAUUGUGACCUCUUCAUCCACGAUUCUCUCCACUCAUGCCCAGGAUGUGCAAGCACAAGGUCUGAGCAGUCAAGAACCUCAAAGGAAUCUCACCACAAGAGGUGAAACAUCAAAGGAAGUUCACCACAAGAGGUGAAACAUCAAAGGAACCUCAAAAGAACCUCACCACAAGAGGUGAAACAUCAAUGGAACCUCAAAGGAUUCUCACCACAAGAGGUGAAACAUCAAAGGAACCUCACCAAAAGAGGUGAAACAUCAAAGGGACAUCACCACAAGAGGUGAAACAUCAAAGUAACCUCACCACAAGAGGUGAAACCUCAACCACAACUGCUGAGAACAAGUCAAACUCGUGCACAAACUGUUGCAAGAUCUUGUGUGCCCAUCUUAAAGAAAACUCACUUCCGCCAAAAGACGUAGAUACUCAAAAAUCUGGGAUGUCCGCAUCUGUGAUCCCGAAAGUUCAAAUCCUUGUAUCCUUAUCCAAGACCAUAGGCCAUAAUUUGCUUCUCGAAUCCCAGGAGUAUAGCUAGGGUUAAAUCAGUAAUACAUUGUACGUUAAGUGGAACUGCAUGUGUAAAAUUGGCGUUAUUUAAAUAAUGUAUGAUUUGAGUUUGAUGUGAAAUGCUUUAUUUACAAUAACAAAUGUACUUUGGCCAGACGCUGAAUUAAAUAUUGGAAUAAUAAUUUAGUUUUUUACAUAUUGUACAUACUUGUAUCAAAGAUUCUAAUCAAAUGUAAAUAAAGUACUCAUCCAUUGGCAGUUUAAUUGAGAUUCAAACUUUUUGAAACUAUGAAAGAUUUCUUAAAGAUUUAUAAAAGUGGCCCCCACAAGUCAGACAUUUUAUGCCUUUUAACAUCUUCCAAUAUCUAAUAGAUAUUAACUUUGCAGCUGGGACAAAUAAUAUAAUUUGCUGUUACACAAAUAUAGUUCAAAUUUUCUCAGCUGGGCAGCCAGAAUUGUUACUGAUGUGUAAAGGGCCAUUGCUUUUUAGUUGGGGCCCUGAGGCUGGGUCAUGAUUUUUUCGAGGGGCCCUGGAAAAGGGGGGAGAUUACAACCCCGCCCCUCCCCACCCCUCCUCCC